AGCUCCGCAAAUAAGCUGGAGCUGGAGCUGGAGCUUCCCUCCGAAAAACCGCUGGUUGGAGGUGGUCAACAGAAAUCUCAACAAAACAUGAACAAGGCAAGUUCUUGCUGAGACUCACCCAAAGAAAAUCCCAGAGGAGAAUAUUGAGCACUCAUUUCAGGAUGAAGCUGCAAGAGCAGAGAAGUAUUUGUACCACAAGUGAAUACCGUCCAUUGACCAACAGAGGCAAAAGGAUUCUCCCAACUACGGCAGCCCCCAGGAUGAGAACCUGGUUCCUCCCGAGGUCGCUUCCUCUUCUGAUGCUAUUCUCCGCCCUGCAGACACCCACUAGGUGUUCUGAGGUUGCAGUUAACAUUGACUUUGACUUGACACCAAAUUCCUUUGAUGAUCAGUACCAAGGCUGCAGCCCACAGGUCACGGAGAAGCUAAGUCAAGGGGAUUAUUUCACAAAAGAAGUAGAAGCACAUAGAAAUUUCCACAGGGUCUGGGCGAAUGCCCACUUAACCUGGCUGAACAGAGCAAAAGAUCUCCCCAAGAACAUGAAUAUUACACAUGCUGUGGCCAUCUUGGUUUAUACAUCAAACAAUAGUGUCCGCACAGACUUCACUAAAGCCAUGGCCAGUGCUGGGAGGUCUCCACAGCAAUAUAAACAUUCAUUCCAUUUCAAAUACCUGCACUACUACCUGACCUCAGCAAUCCAGCUGCUAAGGAAAGAAAUGGUCAUGAAGAAUGACUCUCUGUGUUUUGAGGUGCAUCAUGAGCUGAAGGAUAUCUAUUUGGAAGCCUACAGAGGUGCCACCAUCCGAUUUGGCCAAUUCCUCUCCACCUCCCUCCUGAAAGAAGACGCACAGAAGUUUGGGAACCAAACUCUAUUUACCAUAUUUACCUGCCUGGGUGCACCUGUACAAAAAGUCUCUCUCAAGAAGGAGGUCCUGGUCCCUCCCUAUGAGUUGUUCAAAGUUGUAAAUGUGAGCUACCACCCACGAGGAAACUGGUUGCAGUUGCGGUCAGCUGGGAACGUGAGCACAUAUAACUGUCAGCUGCUAAAAGGUUCCAGCAAAAAGUACAACCCUGCUCCUGUGGUUAUUGCUUCUCUCUCCUUUUUGACCAGUGUCGCCAUCUCUUCCAAAAGUGGAGUAUAA
Molecule: messenger RNA, 1142 nt
Organism: Odobenus rosmarus divergens (Pacific walrus)
Lineage: Eukaryota; Metazoa; Chordata; Mammalia; Carnivora; Odobenidae
Gene: ART4
Product: ADP-ribosyltransferase 4 (Dombrock blood group)
Exons: 3
Coding region: 162-1142 (326 amino acids)
Molecular function (GO): NAD+ poly-ADP-ribosyltransferase activity; NAD+-protein-arginine ADP-ribosyltransferase activity
Source: RefSeq, a predicted model, not a curated record